AUGCUGAAGCCCGAGAUCAACACUGCCGCGGCCCGUUUCCGCUACCUGGAAUGGUUGGUAUUGGCUGAGUGGAAGGACAAUGACGAUGCGUCAAUGAUCCUAGACCCGAAUGAAGAUGCUAUCUUGGUCACCGAUGACAAACAUUCGAGACCUUUCUACCUUAUCGGAAACCUUCCUCUUCUUGAAUGGAUUGCAGUUUCUUACAUCAAGAUGAACUCAGUCGAUCUACCAGAACUAAAGCUGAUACUCAACGUCGCUCUGUGGACACAAGUAACGAACAAACUACUAUCACAUGGUGAGGGGAUGUCUGUGCAUUCAGAUACCAUCACACCAUGUGCUACUAUCGAGAGUCCGGAAGUUCCACCCGUCCGAGAAAUAAGGGAAACGGCAUUUUCCAACCUGAUGACUCACAUCAUGGGCUUUCACCGCUCACUCUAUGAGCCUACCCGUCCUAGAGGCGUCAUCGAUGUCAACCUGGCUGAACAAAGCACACUGCUGCAACUAUUGUCCAGGAGGACAUGGCUUGAUAACUUGGAGCCUCUGCCUACUGUCGAGAAGUACCGAUCAGGACUGUAUGCCUACAUCUCAUGCUCGAGCGGACCGCUCGUUUACAUGUACCCUGGUCCUGCGAGCGAGGACAGCUCCUCACUUACAAAGAGUGACGUGGGUGUAAAGGAUGACGAGCUCGGAGGUGUAGAGCUGAAGUGCGAACCCUCACAGAAGCAAUGUGGAAAGAACAUCACCUUAUACGAAGCUUGUUCAGUACCAAGGAACUUGAAAGCGUCAAAGGCUUAUGCCACCAAGGGUGACAAAAACCUUUCGGAGUGUGUUGGCAAAGCUCUACGAGGGGAGGAACAACCAAAAUUCGGGGCUGGUUCCCAUUGGGUUUCGCCUGCGAGACCAACAACCAGGACUAUCUCCUUGGCAAGCCCGACGCCAUCCGAAUCACUAUCUUCACUGUUAUUGCAAAUCCACGAUGGAUCGAACAAAGGACUCUACCAGCGUCGCUCUGCCGACACAGACAAGUCUGGAUACUACAGUGCCCAAGUCGGAAUAUUGAAGCAGGAUAUGGUGACGCUGACAAUUCUGCGAUUCAUACGCAACGCACUUGGGACCUUCGUCUAUAUGAAGAAAGAGAUCCCCGCAGAGGAUGACUGGGCAUCGAUUCGAACCAUGACAAUAGCAAAGGGCCGGAUCAUGAACAUGGUCAUUGAAGCGGUAUUCCGAGACUUUGAGAUGGUUUGCGCGCCAGUCAGCGCGCCAGCACGCAAGAUCUUCUAUGAAACUCCCCAAUGCAUCAGCCAAACCUUGUUGACCAAUGGUUUAACACUCCAUCACGCAGGACGCACGUAUUCCUAG
Messenger RNA from Fusarium poae, 1359 nucleotides. RefSeq lists its product as uncharacterized. The coding region runs from base 1 to 1359 and encodes 452 amino acids. The transcript has 6 exons. The record is from RefSeq and is a predicted model, not a curated record. NCBI's taxonomy places the organism in Eukaryota, Fungi, Ascomycota, Sordariomycetes, Hypocreales, Nectriaceae.